AUUUCUCGUCUUCACCGUGUGGCUUUCUUUCUGGUCUUCAGCACCAGACCCCAAAACCCUGAAAAACCCUGCACAACCCAAAGCCAUGAAGAAAGGCAUAAGCAGAAAACGGCCAGCGCUAACACAACAGCCGUCACCUGCGAACCCACCCAAGCAGCACGCCACGUCCCAAGAAGAUGAAUUUCUGGACGAGGACGUCUUCCUCGACGAAACCCUCUUCGAGACUGAAGACGACCUCAUUCUUCGCGACAUUGAGGAGCGCCAGGCCCUUGCUUCCCGCCUCACCAAAUGGGCCCGCCCGUCUAUCUCCCAUGCCUACAUUUCCGCCUCCCGAAGCAUCGCUUUUCAGCAAUUGGAGAUUGAUUAUGUUAUUGGAGAGAGCCAUAGAGAAUUGUUGCCUAAUUGGUCCGGGUCUGCUGCAAUUAUCCGAAUUUUUGGGGUUACAAAGGAAGGACAUAGUGUUUGCUGCCAUGUUCAUGGAUUUGAGCCAUAUUUCUAUAUCAGCUGUCCUCCGGGAAUGGGCCCUGAUGAUAUUUCCAGGUUUCAUCAAAUUCUUGAGGGGAGAAUGGGGGAGAUGAAUCGGAACAGUAAGGUACCAAAAUUCAUUCGCCAUAUUGAAAUGGUGCAGAAGAGGAGUAUCAUGUAUUACCAGCAGCAGGAUUCUCAUCCCUUCCUCAAAAUUGUUGUUGCUUUGCCAACAAUGGUGGCCAGCUGCCGGGGUAUUCUUGAUAGAGGCAUACAAAUUGAUGGUCUUGGUAUGAAGAGCUUCAUGACAUAUGAAAGCAAUGUUCUUUUUGCUCUUCGUUUCAUGAUUGAUUGCAACAUAGUUGGUGGAAAUUGGAUUGAGGUCCCUGCUGGAAAAUAUAAGACAGCGAAGCAUUCGUCGUACUGCCAAUUAGAAUUCGAUUGCCUAUAUUCAGACUUGAUUAGCCAUGCUCCAGAAGGGGAAUUUUCGAAGAUGGCUCCAUUUCGCAUAUUGAGCUUUGACAUUGAGUGUGCUGGCCGUAAAGGUCAUUUUCCUGAGCCUACCCAUGAUCCUGUAAUCCAGAUUGCAAACCUAGUGACUUUGCAGGGAGAGAAUGAGCCAUUUAUCCGUAAUGUCAUGACUCUCAAGUCAUGCUCUCCUAUAGUUGGUGUUGAUGUGAUUUCUUUUGAUACAGAAAGAGAAGUCUUGCUGGCUUGGAGGGAUUUAAUCCGUGAGGUGGACCCAGAUGUCAUAAUUGGAUAUAACAUCUGUAAAUUUGAUUUGCCAUAUCUCAUUGAGAGAGCUGAGACCUUGGGAAUAGCUGAGUUUCCAAUACUUGGCCGCAUAAAAAAUAGCAGGGUUCGGGUCAAAGAUACUACUUUUUCUUCAAGGCAGUAUGGAACCAGGGAAAGUAAAGAAGUAACAGUUGAAGGGAGGGUUCAAUUUGAUUUACUCCAGGCUAUGCAACGAGAUUACAAAUUAAGUUCUUAUUCAUUGAAUUCUGUCUCGGCACACUUUCUCUCUGAGCAGAAAGAGGAUGUCCACCAUUCAAUAAUAUCUGAUCUUCAGAAUGGCAAUGCAGAAACUAGGAGGCGACUUGCUGUGUAUUGUCUAAAGGAUGCUUACCUCCCGCAGAGGCUUUUGGACAAACUGAUGUAUAUUUACAAUUAUGUAGAGAUGGCUCGAGUGACAGGUGUUCCCAUAUCAUUUCUUCUAUCCAGAGGGCAGAGCAUCAAGGUGCUUUCUCAGCUUCUUAGGAAGGCAAAACAAAAGAACCUUCUUAUUCCAAAUGUCAAACAGGCUGGAUCUGAGCAAGGGAAAUACGAAGGUGCCACUGUUUUGGAAGCGAAGGCAGGAUUCUUUGAAAAGCCAAUUGCCACUUUGGAUUUUGCAUCUUUAUAUCCAUCAAUCAUGAUGGCCUAUAAUUUAUGCUAUUGCACUUUGGUGACAACUGAAGAUGCUCACAAACUCAACAUCCCUCCAGAAUUUGUCAACAAAACUCCAUCUGGAGAAACAUUUGUUAAAUCCAAUUUGCAGAAGGGAAUACUUCCUGAAAUUCUAGAAGAACUACUAGCUGCUCGUAAGAGAGCAAAAGCAGAUUUAAAGGAAGCAAAAGAUCCACUUGAGAAGGCAGUGCUUGAUGGUCGACAACUGGCCUUAAAAAUAAGUGCAAAUUCCGUAUAUGGGUUUACUGGAGCUACUAUUGGUCAGUUACCAUGCAUAGAGAUAUCAUCAAGUGUCACGAGCUAUGGUCGACAGAUGAUUGAGCACACAAAAAAUCUUGUAAAAGAAAAAUUUACCACACUUAAAGGCUAUGAACACAAUGCUGAGGUUAUAUACGGGGACACAGACUCCGUUAUGGUGCAAUUCGGUGUGUCCACCGUUGAAGCAGCAAUGAACUUGGGGAGAGAAGCUGCUGAAUACAUCAGUGGAACUUUCAUAAAACCUAUCAAGCUGGAGUUUGAGAAGGUUUAUUAUCCAUAUCUUCUGAUUAGCAAGAAGAGAUAUGCUGGUUUAUUGUGGACAAGUCCAGAUAAGUUCGACAAGAUGGAUACUAAAGGUAUUGAAACAGUACGAAGAGACAAUUGCUUGUUGGUUAAAAACCUGGUAAAUGAGUGCCUGCACAAAUUACUGAUUGACAGAGAUAUUCCUGGGGCAGUCCAGUAUGUCAAGAAUACCAUCUCAGAUCUUCUUAUGAAUCGCAUGGAUUUAUCGCUGUUGGUUAUAACUAAGGGUUUGACAAAAACUGGGGAUGAUUAUGAAGUAAAGGCAGCUCAUGUUGAACUUGCUGAACGUAUGCGUAAGCGAGAUGCUGCCACUGCUCCAAAUGUUGGGGAUCGAGUACCUUAUGUCAUUAUUAAAGCUGCAAAAGGUGCCAAGGCAUAUGAGAAGUCAGAGGACCCCAUCUAUGUGCUCGAGAAUAACAUACCCAUAGACCCUCAAUACUACCUUGAAAAUCAAAUUAGCAAGCCACUUUUAAGAAUUUUUGAGCCCAUUUUGAAGAAUGCUAGCAAGGAACUUCUUCAUGGGAGUCACACACGAUCUAUCUCAAUAUCUACUCCCUCAAACAGUGGAAUAAUGAAAUUUGCAAAGAAACAGCUCACUUGUGUUGGCUGCAAAGCUCUAAUUAGCAACGCAGAUCGAACUCUUUGCUCGCACUGUAAGGGAAGAGAAGCUGAGCUCUAUUGCAAAACAGUGGCUCAUGUGUCUGAGCUAGAAACACUUUUUGGGCGGUUAUGGACACAGUGCCAAGAGUGCCAAGGCUCUCUUCAUCAAGAUGUGCUCUGCACAAGUCGGGAUUGCCCUAUAUUUUAUAGGAGAAAGAAAGCACAGAAAGACAUGGCUGAAGCCAAAGUGCAAUUAGACCGAUGGAGCUUCUGACAUUCGCCGGACAGUUAGUUCGUAUUCCCAACCAAAAAACAAAUGAUAUGUUCAUGCGUGUUGAGCAGGCAGGGUCUGCGCAAUUGUGCUGUUCAAGGAAAUUGAUGUUUACAAAACAGAAAUUUUCAAAAACUUUGACCAAGCAAAUUGCGAAACGGAUGUUAUUGGUUUUGAACUGAAACAAAGUGGACGGUAGCUCUAUAUUUGUACAGCUUGGACCUUGGUAGAUAAUUUUAGAAUAAAUGUUUUUACGAACUUUGUGAAGAUGCAGAAAGUCUAGGAAGGCUUUGAAGUCAGCCAUUAGCCGUGCUUAUUUCCAAAACUACGACUAUGCUCUGAUAAUGUUUGAUUGAUUGUAUCAUUUGUUGUUUAUUCUUUCUUGGUCUGGUAAUGUGUAUUCUUGA
This is a messenger RNA of Prunus avium (sweet cherry), 3750 nucleotides long. RefSeq names its product DNA polymerase delta subunit 1. NCBI's taxonomy places the organism in Eukaryota, Viridiplantae, Streptophyta, Magnoliopsida, Rosales, Rosaceae. The record is from RefSeq and is a predicted model, not a curated record. Gene Ontology annotation, molecular function: 3'-5'-DNA exonuclease activity; DNA-directed DNA polymerase activity; nucleotide binding. Gene Ontology annotation, biological process: nucleotide-excision repair, DNA gap filling; DNA replication proofreading; DNA-templated DNA replication. Gene Ontology annotation, cellular component: delta DNA polymerase complex.